Argiope bruennichi is the source of this 1912-nucleotide messenger RNA. RefSeq names its product PHD finger protein 7-like. Gene Ontology annotation, cellular component: nucleus. The coding region runs from base 186 to 1664 and encodes 492 amino acids. Lineage: Eukaryota; Metazoa; Arthropoda; Arachnida; Araneae; Araneidae. The transcript is spliced from 10 exons. The record is from RefSeq and is a predicted model, not a curated record.
ACUGGCGUUUACUGACGCGCGGUUUGCUCAAUUGUUUAAAAUUGUAUGCAAAUAGAUGAUAAAUGUUAAUAAGUUAUUAAUGCAUUUUCUGUUAUGAUUGUGGUAUAUCAAAUUUCUUUUCAUAGCGCCUUUUAAAUUUGUAGUUUAUACUAUUGUGUGUUUAAGAUUUUGUGAUUGCAUUCAAGAUGCCACAAAAGAAAAAAUGCUUUCAGUUGGAAAGCCCAACAGCUUGUGUAUUCUGUGGAAAAGAUGAAGAUAAUGAGUUUUUGUUUGGGAAAUUCUUUCGAAGGAAAACUUUAUCAGUUCAUCAAAACUGCAUGUUCUUUGCAAGUGGUCUGUCCCAGCGUGGAAAAAAAGAAUCUGAGGGAAUAUUAGGGUUCCUCAUAUCUGAUAUUCAAAAAGAAGUGCUGCGGGGAAAAAAACUUAAUUGCUUCCAUUGUAAAAGAAAAGGAGCAACUGUUGGAUGCUGUAAAAGCAUUUGCCGAAGAACUUUUCAUUUUCCUUGUGGACUUAAGAAUCAGUCACUUCACCAGUUUUUUGGAUCGUUUUCUUCAUUUUGUCAGUUGCAUAGGCCAGUGCAAAAGCCCAUCAAAAUUCCUGAAGAAGAGCUUUACUGUCACAUUUGUUUCUUGUCCCUGCCAGAAAAGGAUUUAAACAGCUGCUUGUACUCUACUUGCUGUAACCGUAAUUUUUUUCACCGAACAUGCUUGCAGAAAUAUGCCUUGAGUGCUGGGCGCUACUUUUUCAAAUGUCCUUUGUGCAAUAAUUCCUCUGAUUUCAUGAAUGAAAUGGAAUUUUAUGGAAUUUGUGUUCCUGAAAAAGAUGCAUCAUGGGAGUUAGAAGAAAAUGCUUAUGAAGAUCUUCUUUAUCGCCCCGAAUGCGGUGCAGCUGAUUGUCUCUUUAUUGGUGGCAAGAAAUAUAAUGGCAAAAGUGCUGAGGUUUUGUUGUCAUGCUCUAAUUGUGGGGCAGAUGCAAGGCAUCGAAGCUGUGCUAAUUUAGAUGAUGAUGAAACAACAUGGACAUGUAAUGAAUGUAAAACCCUUGAGGAUCAAAUUUUGAAAAAAAGAAUGAAUCUUCAAAAUGCUUCAGAAAUAACAGAAGGUGCCAAAUGCUUGGAUUCAGUAAACCAACAAGUUCCUAUAGUAGAAAUGCAAUCAAAUGUUUCUGAACCGUCUUGCAGUAAUCUCUAUUCAAAUGCCACACCAUCUCUUAUAUCAAAAACUGAAAAUCUCGUAAGUGAUUCUGUUGGUGUUUCAACAGAUGAAUGUGACGAAGCUAUAGUAUGUGAAGAAAUUCCUUCAGCUGUUGUUUCUCCUUUCAAAGUUCCACCAGUUGCUAAUACCAGGGUGAAAUCUAAAACAAAGAAAAGAGCAAAUUGUAUAAAUUUAAAACGAGAAAUUGCUUCUGAAGACCCAAAUUCAAAUAAAAAGAUAUGUUUUGUGAAUGGCGCAUUCAAUCGAGUGAAAACAGAAAUAAUGCAGCAAAAGCCAACCUUCAUUUUGAAUUGCAAUUCGAUUAAAAAAAGUACUUCUAAGCGUCAGUCUAUAGUAGUUUUAAAGAAACGUAAAUCUGACAAGAAAUUUAAUUCUGGGUGUUGUUCUGGUAAUUCACAACAAUGUAUUAAAAAGAUGUUCGGAUUGCAAUGUCAUAAUUACCGAAUAUAGCUCUUUGCUUAUAAAUUACUUGUAUCUGCACAAUAUCCCAAUUGUGCAGUUUUUUAUUAACUUUACACUUUAUAUAUAAGAGUGCAGUAUUGAAUAAAAUAUAAGCAUUACUUCUUUUAAAUGUAUUGUUAUACUCCUUUUUUUUUAAUUAAAGUGCAAGCAUGCAGAUAAAACUGAAAAAUAACAAUUCAUGCUUUUUUUAAUACAUAAUAUAUUCCAAAUAAUUGUAAACUAGUUCUAAAUCUAAA